AAACAGUUGACCAUUAAACCUGAGAAUGAUUAUUGACUACAGCUUAGCAACAAUGCUUGUUCUAGUCCUUCUCCAAAUCGUGGCAUUAGCUGUCAGUGUAGACAUAAUCGAGGACGCUGAAGAAAGUAGGUGUAGCUGCGGAGAAGACGCGCAUCUACGGUGUAAAGCUUUCAGUGAAAGUGGAGUCCAGUAUAGAGCAGUCAGGUGGUAUAAGAUCAACAACGAUCCCUAUCAAUUGAGUGGCCUCCUCACAAGAAAUCUUACUCCACCUAACAAAACAAGGAUGUAUGCAGGUCUGGAGCGAGAAGUGGAUCUUCUAAAUAAUUCAGUGGAUAUUAUCCUUCCUAAUGUGACAGCCAAGGACAGUGGGAGCUACCUUUGCCUGCUAGCUGCACCAGUUGGAAAUCAGAACCAGGAGGGGCAGAUUCGUCUCAAAGUUUCAGGAUGCCCUUACAUUAAGUCAGACCACUUAAAAGAGACUGACGUCUACCUCGUUUAUGCUAUUUUAUUGCUUGUGGCAGCACUUCUGAUAUACAUCAUCAGCUAUGCCUGCCUAAAACAUACAUUAAUGCAGAGAAACAAGAGGAACCCCCAAGAAGUACUUCUGGAUAAGCCCCUGGAGAAAAAGGAUUUAAUGUUGAUCUAUACUUUGGGUCCUAAUUGGUCAAGACAGGGUUCCAUGAAACAUGUGUGCGUGUGAGACCUUUCCUUGCAUGAUGGACAAGUCUAAGGACAGACAUGGCAGAGGCAUGAUCAGGCUGUUUCAGCCACUGUUACAGUGGCUGAACUAACAGCCACUGUCAUAGUGUAACUAUGACUCCUCAGUACAUCGCCCUCCGUGAGUGACUCAAGCUAGGAGCAGGACUUUGUAAAUGAUUCUUUGGUUGAUUUGAAGCCAGUGGAGGGAGUAGAGGACUGUGGUGAUGUGUUCCGAUUUCCAUGUCCGGGUGAAAACCCGGGCAGCACUGUUCUGAACAUACUGCAGGUAAAUAAUACUACUUCCAAAGGACGUCCUCCCACUAAUCAAAGCUUCUGCAGUAUGAACUGACAUACUGAGCAUUAUUGAGGGUGAAAGACUUCAGCGAAAAUGUGUGACGUUUGUUGUUUACUAAAGAUGUAUUGUGGGACAUGAAAGGUCACUCUGCACUCUGAAUACUCUAUAAAAUGAAUGAUGGCAUAUCAA
Messenger RNA from Hypomesus transpacificus, 1183 nucleotides. It is a transcript of the gene cd83, whose product is annotated as CD83 molecule. The transcript has 5 exons. The coding region runs from base 26 to 700 and encodes 224 amino acids. The record is from RefSeq and is a predicted model, not a curated record. Lineage: Eukaryota; Metazoa; Chordata; Actinopteri; Osmeriformes; Osmeridae.